CCCUCUCCCUUACUCUUAAGCAGACACUCUGCUCUUUCUUCUUGGAUAUAAACUCAGGCCAAUUACAAUUGGGCAAAACAACACCUUGGCCAAGAAAACAUCUCUACUCAGGACACACUUCACUAACUCUCUGUCUUUGAAACUCUACGUUCUCUGCAUUUGAAGAUUGGAACUUUAGCCUCCUUGUGAAUCCUUCAAUGUUUUCCUCCAGUCAGUGAAGAACCAUCAGUCACACCCAGCUCUCUUUGUAUCAGCAAAAAACAAUAUGGAACUCCAAAAGCUAUCAAAUGGUCACCACCAUGGCUUCGUCCCUUUGGAAAAUGGUAUCCUGCAGGCGGAAGAGGAAGAGGAGAUGUUACCACAUAAGAGUGAUGGGACCAAGAAGCCCCAGUUUACAGAUUUUGAGGGGAAAACCUCUUUCGGAAUGUCCGUCUUUAACCUCAGUAACGCCAUAAUGGGGAGUGGAAUUCUAGGACUGUCGUACGCCAUGUCAAACACAGGCAUCGUUCUCUUUAUAAUCCUAUUGACAUGUAUCGCCUGUCUGUCCAGCUACUCGGUUCACCUCCUGCUUAAAAGUGCUGGAGUUGUGGGUAUUCGUGCGUAUGAACAGCUGGGCUUCCGGGCUUUUGGACACCCAGGAAAAAUAGCAGCGGGUGUCAUUAUAACCUUUCACAACAUUGGUGCAAUGUCCAGUUACCUCUUCAUUGUGAAGUAUGAGUUACCUCUGGUCAUUCAAGCCUUCCUGGGCUUGUCAUCAAACACUGGAGAUUGGUUCCUGAAUGGGAAUUACCUCAUCAUCAUCGUCAGUGUGUGCGUCAUCCUCCCACUUGCCCUGAUGAGACAACUGGGGUAUUUGGGUUACACCAGUGGCUUCUCCCUCACCUGCAUGGUCUUUUUCCUUUCCUCGGUCAUAUACAAGAAGUUCAACAUCCCCUGCCCCCUGGUGCCAAAUGGCAGCAAUCACACAACAAUUAUCAACACCACCAUGGAAGAGGAGGGACAGUGUGAAGGCAAAAUGUUCACCAUAAACCAGGAGACGGCGUAUACCAUCCCCAUCUUGGCGUUCGCCUUUGUUUGUCACCCUGAGGUGCUUCCCAUUUACACUGAACUCAAAAACGCAACGAAGAGGCGCAUGCAGGGUAUUGCUAAUGUGUCCAUCAUGGGCAUGUUUGUCAUGUACCUCCUCACUGCCAUCUUUGGUUACCUCACCUUCUACGUGAACACGGAAUCUGAGCUCCUGCACACCUACAGCAAAGUGGACCCUCUGGACACCCUGAUCCUGUGUGUGCGUGUGGCCGUGCUGGUGGCAGUCACCCUUACUGUCCCUGUGGUCCUCUUUCCUAUUCGCAGAGCCAUUCUCCAGCUCCUGUUCCCAGAGAAACCAUUCCACUGGGCACGCCACAUCACCAUCGCCCUGUGUCUCCUCUUCGUGGUCAACGUUCUUGUAAUCCUUGUGCCCAAUAUCCGAGACAUCUUUGGCAUCAUUGGGGCCACCACUGCACCUAGUCUGAUCUUCAUCCUCCCAGGAUUAUUCUACCUCCGCAUUGUUCCCACCGAACAAGAACCAAUGAAGUCAAGACCAAAGAUCACGGCUGCCUGUUUUACAGCCAUGGGCUUCAUCUUCAUGUCAAUGAGCCUGACGUUCAUCAUCAUCGACUGGACGACCGGAGAGAAACGAGCUGGAGGUAGCCAUUAGAGCACAUCCGUUGACGUAGGGGUCCAAACGCCACAGCAGCAUGCCCUGUCGCCGUGCCACUUCUUGAUCACGUCUGGAUUGUGAGGAAGAUCAAACACGGUCGAAAGGCUGGACCCACAUCAUCAUGAGUCUUACCAUACCUGCGUCAUGGUAAGACCGUUUACCCACCAAUUCACACAAAAGGACAUGCUACUCUUCCAUGGAGGCUAGUCUUUGAGGAACCCAGUGAUGUCACUUUCUUUGUGGAAGAAGUUCUAGUCAGAGAUGUCACCCAGGCAGUGUCAGAGGUGCUGAUGAGGGUGUUGCCCAUGGAAACCCCUAAACCAUUACUUGCUGCGUGCGUCAAAAGCCAUUAAGCUAGUACCUCGAAUGAAGAGCAUCUGGUGUAAAACAAAGGUGACAGAGAUAGAAGAAGAUGGGAGGAGUUAAUUUUCUCUAUACAAAGAGACUGGAUCUCUUGAACUGUCAGGCUUCCCUCGCUACCCAACUGCCAAACAAUUCACCCCACUGUUGUUUCUUGAUCAAAUAUCAACAGUGGUUUAAUCAACCAGCUUUAAGGAGAAGAGAAGAAAAUGUUGUUCUAAAAUGGAUUUACUUUUAUGUCACUUCCGAAACCUACUUCACUAUCCGUAGAUUUGUUUAUUGAACGUAAUUUCAGCUAAAUUUCUUGAGGUAAUUGACUGGUAGUGUACAGUAUUUCUCAGUAGCUGCAGACCAUUUAAAAACUAAAUGAGCCACUAAUGAUAAAUAAAUCACUUUUCAGCAUGGUCUAACUAUUUAAAUUUGACCAUGUUGCUUGAUGCCAAGUAAUGUAUUUACUCACCUUUUCCAGUUAUCAAAUCAAAGUUUAUUGUUCAUGUACACAGUUUUGCAGAUGUUAUCACAGGUGCAGUGAAAUGCUUAUGCUUCUAGCUCCAACUAUGCAGCAAUAUCUAGGAGUACAAUAACCAGAGGUGUGUGCCCUCAGAUUUGUCCUGUUUAAAAAUGGUUUUGUUGUUGUUGUUGUUGCUUUUUUGUAAUACUACCAGCCACUUAGCAAUUUUAUUGGCUUUAGCUAGCCCAUAUAGGUUCCCCAUGUCCUACACUUAUAACUAGCUAGUUAGAUUAGCUAGCUUGUCUAAAUAGCUUAACUGGUAUGCCUGCUGGCAAGGUUGGUAGACUUUAAAAAAAGCAAGCAAUAACUCAUUGUACUGAAUAAGACUCACAUUCCUUUCCAUCUUUUACCCAGAUUUAGCAGAUAUGCAGAGAAGCAUAUUUCGUUACUUAAAAAAACAGCUCAAGAGGUAUGCUUAGAUAUGCAGAAAAACAUACACAUUUUCCCCCACACAGAAUUAAGCAUAAAUAUUAUGGUUGUAAAUUGCAGGAAAAAUCUGUUUCAACUAUUUAAAAAAGGCUAAACAUAUCAAAACGAACAAUAUGAGAAUUAGUAAUGUCAGAGUCCGGAAUAUAAAUAAAUAUACAGUGCCAGUCAAAAGUUUGGACACACCUACUCAUUCAAUUUUUUAAAAACCAUUUACUACAUUGUAGAACAAUAGUGAAGACAUCAAAACUAUGAAAUAACACAUAUGGAAUCAUGUAGUAACCAAAAAAGUGUUAAACAAAUCAAAAUAUAUUUUAGAUUUUAAAAUCUUCAAAGUAGUCUUGAUGACAGCUUUGCACACUCUUGGCAUAAUCUCAACCAGCUUCACCUGGAAAGUUUUUCCAACAGUCUUGAAGGAGUUCCCACAUAUGCUGAGCACUUGUUGGCUGCUUUUCCUUCACUCUGCGGUCCAACUCAUCCCAAAUCAUCUCAAUUGGGUUGAGGUCGGGUGAUUGUGGAGGCCAGGUAAUCUGAUGCUCCAUUCCAUCACUCUCCUUCUUGGUCAAAUAGCCCUUACACAGCCUGGAGGUGUGUUGGGUCAUUGUCCUGUUGAAAAACAGAUGAUAGUCCCACUAAGCGCAAACCAGGUGGGAUGGCGUAUCGCUGCAGAAUGUUGUGGUAGCCAUGCUGGUUAAGUGUGCCUUGAAUUCUAAAUAAAUCACUGACAGUGUCACCAGCAAUGCACCCACACCAUCACACCUCCUCCUCCAUGCUUCACGGUGGGAACCACUCUGCGUCUCAUAAAGACACAGCAGUUUGAACCCAAAAUCUAAAAUUUGGACUCAACAGACCAAAUUACAUAUUUCCCCCUGUCUAAUGUCCAUUGCUUGUGUUUCUUGGCCCAACCUAGUCUCUUCUUCUUAUUGGUGUCCUUUAGUAGUGGUUUCUUUGCAGCAAUUCGACCAUGAAGCCCUGAUUCUCAUAGUCUCAUCUGAACAGUUGAUUUUGAGAUGUGUCUGUUACUUGAACAUUUAUUUGGGUUGCAAUUUCUGAGGCUGGUAACUCUAAUGAACUUGUCCUCUGCAGCAGAGGUAACUAUGGGUCUUCCUUUCCUGUGGUGGUCCUCAUGAGAGCCAGUUUCAACAGAGUGCUUGAUGGUUUUUGCGACUGCACUUGAAGAAACUUUCAAAGUUCUUGAAAUGUUCCGCAUUGACUGACCUUCAUGUCUUAAAUAAUGAUAGACUGUAAUUUCUACUUGGUUAUUUGAGCUGUUCUUGCUAUAAUAUGGACUUGGUAUUUUACCAAAUAGGGCUUUCUUCUGUAUACCACCCCUACCUUGUCACAACACAACUGAUGGGCUCAAAAGCAUUAAGAAGGAAAGAAAUUCCACAAAUUAACUAUUAACAAGGCACACCUGUUAAUUGAAAUGCAUUCCAGUUGACUACCUCAUGAAGCUGGUUAAGAGAAUGCCACGAGUGUGCAAAGCUGUCAUCAAGGCAAAGGGUGGCUACUUUGAAGAAUCUAAAAUCUAAAAUAUAUUUUGAUUUGUUUAACACUUUUUUGGUUACUACAUGAUUCCAUAUGUGUUGUUUCAUAGUUUUUAUGUCUUCACUAUUACAAUGUAGAAAAUAGAAAAAAUAAAGAAAAACCCUGGAAUGAGUAGGUGUGUCCGAACUUUUGACUGGUACUGUAUAUGUAUGUAAAAUGUGUUUUAAAGACAGUAUAUGAAUAGAAAAAGUGUGUACAGCAGUAGCUAUAUAUGAUGAGCCAUGACUAGAAUACAGUAUAUACAUAUAAAUUGUACAUACAUGUACAUAUAAAGUGAGUAAAACUGUCACGAUCGUCGUUAGGAGAAAGAGAGGAGGACCAAGGCGCAGCGUAAUAACAAUACAUCUUCCUUUUUAAUGAAGACGAAACAAACACUUUUACAAACUAACAAAACGUGAAGCUAUACAAAACAAAUAAGUGCAGACACUGGCAACUUUAAAACAUAGACAAUUACCCACAACCUACCUAAUGACUAUGGCUGCCUAAAUAUGGCUCCCAAUCAAAGACAACGAUAGACAGCUGUCUCUAAUUGAGAACCAAUCUAGGCAACCAUAGACUUACAUAAACACCUACACUGAACACAACCCCAUGAACUCUACAAACACCCCCUAGACAAUACAAACACCCUAGACGAGACAAAAACACACAAACAUCCCCCAUGUCACACCCUGACCUAACUAAAAUAAUAAAGAAAAACAAAGAUAACUAAGGCCAGGGCGUGACAAAAACAGUAUUUAAACAUUAUUAUAAUGACCAGUGUUCAAUGACUCUGUUCACAGCAGUCUUUAAGGUGCAGGAGCAGUCAUUCUUUUCUGUAUCUCUAUAAGAAUCAUUCUGUAGAAUCAGUGUCUUCAAGUUUGGCUUUUAAAUAUGCUGGACAGUAUGGUUUCAAUUCGGUAUCCAUCUUCACCACAAUAUUCUGAACAAUUAAAUCACACAUUUCUAAACACAUCAAGAGAUCAAAACAACUGGGAAGUGAACCCAAAAUAAUUUGAACAAUUUAAUUAUCAUAUUUUCUUCAUUUGUGACAUUUCUUAUGCUGGUGCUAUUGAAAUAGGUGGGUUGUUCCCACGAAAAUAGUGCCUUUUGCAUCUCUUUGAUAUUUUAAGUUGAAAUUAUGCACCAAUAUUGAAUUUUAAAAGCAUGUUAUAUUACACAAAGUGCUUUUUAAUAUAGACAACAUGGAGUGCCCUUUAAUAUAGACCACAUGGAGAAUUCAAUAAAUAAAAACGAAAUUAUAUGAAUUAAGACUUUAUGCACUUCUAGGAAGACUUUAACUCACUUAACCUCAACAUUUCUCCAACUUUUCACCAUCAUUGUAAAGCCCUAGUUAUUUUGUUGCUUUGACAAAGUCAUGUCUGAAGACUAUUACUUAUUUAAUGUGAUUAGUGAUUCAUACAUCUUUCCCUUAUUUUAAUGUCAACCCUGUUACGUGAACAGAACUCUCGUUUAAAUAUGGUGAAACUAUUCCUUUAAAACAAAUGUUUUUCAAAAGAAACAUUGUACAUCUAAUAGUCAAAUCAUAGUGUAAAAGCAGGUGAGGUGGUUCUACUCUUUUUGGCCAUUUUGUGAUGGAAAACUGAGCGGAUCGAGCAUAACAAGCCAACCCUGUUACCCAUAGAUAGACAGACAUUCAAUUACCACUUCCUGUUGCACACAACAAGCUUCCAUUCCCCCUGUCACAAGGGGAUUUAUGGCUGAUUUAAGAUGGAAUCGUCAACCCUGUUACUUUAUUUGGCACUUACUAUAGUCUUUAAAAACCUCUUGAGAUGGGAAAAUGUGUUUCUUAUAAAGUUGAACGUGCUCUUUAUGACAAAAAUGUAAUGUUUUUUUGGACAAAGUUACACUUCUCAAAAGGCUGCAAAUUAGUGGAACGACCCAGGUAAUCUGCAAUAGUUUCUAUGUAUACUUAAAAUCCAACUAAGCAAUAAGGCAAAAAUGAAGAAGCAAGUUCCAUAAAAACUGAAUGAUGGCAUUCAGCUGUGUCUUAUUUGACAAAUACAGUACACACAGCACAACGGGAACAUUCCCAGGACAUUAGCUAACAUUCCCAUUCAUUUCUAGUUCGGGUUUUAUAUAACAUUAGGAUGAAAACAUCCCCCCCCCAAAAUUACAUUUUCUUUUAUGAAAUAUCCUUGGAAUGUUCUCCUAACAUUCACUAAAAUGUUGUGCACAACAUCUGUAGCAACCACCACAAAACAUUCUCCUUAGGUUCUAAUUAGGUUUCCAGGUAGUUUAAUAACAAAAUGUUCUUGCAUCAUCAGGGGAAUGUUUUAUAAAAAUAUAUAAUCAUGAGCACAACUGGAUAGUUUCAGGGCAAACUAAUUAAUGUUUUGGGAAUGUUCACAGAACCAAUUCUGGUUUGCUGGGCAGUCUGUCCAGCUAGUCAGUCAUGCAAUGCAGCAUGUGCUUAGGUAAAACUAUUGAAUAAGGUCAAAUAUUGGGAAGCAAGAGGAUUUCAGAGCCUAUUUGGGCAACUGAAUUAAUGUUUAGGAAGGACAAGGCUGAGUGUCUUGAAGAAAUUGUUACAAAAAGGUAAGCACAUUUUGUGUAUGACAUGGCACUAUUGUCUAUGAUUUAUUUCCAAUAAAUAUGAAUGGUUGUCAGUAUUUAUCGAGAAA
This is a messenger RNA of Salvelinus fontinalis (brook trout), 7165 nucleotides long. Its product is annotated as sodium-coupled neutral amino acid transporter 3-like. The transcript has 16 exons. Gene Ontology annotation, molecular function: glycine transmembrane transporter activity; L-glutamine transmembrane transporter activity. Gene Ontology annotation, cellular component: membrane. Gene Ontology annotation, biological process: kidney development; L-glutamine transport; glycine transport. The coding region runs from base 266 to 1696 and encodes 476 amino acids. The record is from RefSeq and is a predicted model, not a curated record. Lineage: Eukaryota; Metazoa; Chordata; Actinopteri; Salmoniformes; Salmonidae.